Messenger RNA from Cornus florida, 748 nucleotides. RefSeq names its product protein RALF-like 24. Lineage: Eukaryota; Viridiplantae; Streptophyta; Magnoliopsida; Cornales; Cornaceae. The transcript has a single exon. Bases 16 to 582 code for a protein of 188 amino acids. The record is from RefSeq and is a predicted model, not a curated record.
CAAUCACAACACACCAUGAGUAGUCUAGUAGGUGAGUCUGUGACUCUCACUCUCACCGUAUUUAUUACUCCAUCUCUCCUCUCUCUUCACACUGCACAUCACUCAAAUCUCACUUCCACCGUCCACAAAACCCACAUAACUCUCAAGAGAAAUCAACAAACAAAAAUGCCCAAAACCCAUUUCAACCCAAUGACUACCCUUUUCUUGGCAUUGGUUUUCCUGCACACCCAUCUCACAAUCUGUGAUGGGGUUUCAUUUUUGGGGCUCAAUUCAAUGAAAACCAGUGGAUUGGGUGUGAUGGAGAGGAGGUUCUGUGCCGGAAAGAUGGGGAAAUGCGCGGGAAUGGAGGCGGCGGCGGAGGGGGAGAUGGAGGUGGAGAUGGAUUCGGAGAGUAAUAGGAGGGUUCUGGUGAUGCAGAAGAAGUAUAUAAGCUACGACACGUUGAAGAAAGACAUGGUGCCUUGUGAUAGACCUGGGGCUUCAUACUAUAACUGUAGGGCUACUGGUCAGGCAAACCCUUAUCACAGAGGCUGUGAGGUCAUUACAGGCUGUGCCAGAAACAUUAGAGACAUCAAGUCUUGAUGAACUGUGGCAAUCAGUGGUGGUAUGAAUCGUUGGGAGUGGUAAAUUUUUUCGUAUUUUUCUGAAUUUGAUGCCUUUUUCUUAUAUUUGUUUAUGCUUGUAAAAAUAUUGUUAAGACCCUGUAUCCAUUUCCUAUAUAAAUGAUAUUCUUAGCUUAAUUAUGGAA